Penicillium paradoxum is the source of this 1758-nucleotide messenger RNA. RefSeq names its product RNA methyltransferase, TrmH family. Gene Ontology annotation, cellular component: mitochondrion. The record is from RefSeq and is a predicted model, not a curated record. Gene Ontology annotation, molecular function: RNA binding; RNA methyltransferase activity. The transcript has a single exon. Gene Ontology annotation, biological process: rRNA methylation. Lineage: Eukaryota; Fungi; Ascomycota; Eurotiomycetes; Eurotiales; Aspergillaceae. The coding region runs from base 1 to 1758 and encodes 585 amino acids.
AUGCUUGGUACUAUUUCAAGAACGAAUCUGAAUACUCGUUUGUCGGGAGUGAUCAGCUCUGUGCAUCCUACAGUAUUGACUAUUCGCCAUGCGUCAUUGAAUUCAGCAAUUGGUCGGGGUAUUCGCAGAUCUCAAACAGUGGACAGAGAUGAUCGUCGCGGCAACGAGUCUCGUUUGCCCCAACGUGAACGACAAUACGAGGACCGGCAAUACGGGGCGCGACAAUACGGAGCGCGACAGUACGAAAGAUCAGAUGAGUCAAACUUCAAUGAUCGCCGGCCUCACGGAUCGCGACAGUACGGGGAGAAAAAAUACGAAAGAUCAGGCGGCUUAGACAAUGCUUCUCGAACAUAUGGCUCCAAAGACCGAUCAUACGGAGAAAGAACUUUUGGGAGAUCCCAAGGUUCUGGUCGUAAAGACUAUGACAGACAAGACUCACCAUGGAAUGACAACAAAUCCCAAUAUCCAAGACAAAGUCGAAAGGAAGAAAAGUUCGAAUUUGAUGCGGAUGAAUUCAUUCGUUCUGGAGAUUUCCGAGGACUUCCUCGUGAACAUCAGUCACGAUUCCAGUCACGAUUCCAAUCGCGGACGCAUGAUAACACAUUCUCCCCAUCAAGACAAGGAGGGCCUUCAAUGGACGAACCACGGGAAAAGGAUUCAUCUAAGUCUCGGGCUCAUCGUAUGACGCACAGUACACCAGAGCGAGUGAAGGAGAACGUCAAAGUUCCCGACACUAUACCUUACACUACACCGGCCUCCGAAUUUGUUUACGGUACCAGCGCUGUGGAGGCGGCGCUGCGUUGCAGCAGACGUCAAAUAUACAAGCUUUAUCUCUACCAAGGAAUGGAUGAAGAGCUUAGUGCAGGAAAGAUCACAAUUCGCAAAUUGGCGUUGUCAAAGAACAUUCCGGUGAAAAUGGCAUUUGCAGGCUGGUCUAGGCUUAUGGACAAGAUGAGUGCUGGGCGACCUCACAAUGGGUGUAUUUUGGAGGCAUCCCCUUUACCCAAAUUGCCCGUGCGUGGCUUGCAGGCUGUUCCAUCUAUCUCCGAAGAAUAUUUCCGGACGGAGCUUGCGCCCCAAACCCGGGAAGAAGCUGCGGUAAAUGGCACCGAUGAUAGGAUCCGGAUCCACCAUCCUUCCCCGCCUCCGCACGAUAGUCAACCGCGCCAUCGAUACCCAGUGGUCUUGCUACUGGAUGGAAUUGUUGAUACCGGUAAUAUGGGCGCAAUCAUUCGCUCAUCCUAUUUUCUGGGGGUCGAUGCCAUUGUCCUAGCUGGUCGCAACUCUGCACCUUUGUCCCCCAUCACGAUCAAGUGUUCGGCUGGUGCGGCGGAGAACAUGCCUCUUCUUCAUGUGACGAACGAAGUUGAUUUCAUUCAAAGAUCUAAACAGAAUGGAUGGCGAUUCUAUGCUGCAGAUGCACCCGGCCCUGGCUCUGUAUACUUGGAUCAGCUCUCAGCGGACGGCGAGCAAGCCGAAGCCAACCUUCCUGUCAUGACCGCACCUAGUGUCUUGAUGAUGGGUAGCGAGGCCUCUGGACUAAGCUCGCACAUCAAAUCGCAUGCCGAUGCGAUUGUCAGUAUUCCAGGCGCCCGCCACAGUCCCAUUCUGGGCGUUGAGUCUGAUCCCGCUCGUAUUGACAGUCUGAAUGUCAGCGUUGCUGCGGCGGUUUUGAUGGAAAAGUUCUUGCGAACUCCACUGGCUGUGGCUGGGGUCGUUAAGAAGGAAAAAAGCAUCGGAAAGGAGAAGAUGUGGUAA